AUGUCGCCGCCUCGAGGACCCCCCAGCGCCAUCGACUUCUUCGACAUGGCCGCCCCCAAGUACGAGUGGGCCUCCGGCUCCUCCACCCGCGAGGUCGGCCAGCUCGUCCUGCAGCUUCCCCAGCUGCAGGACUUGCAGGGUCCCGCGGCCGUCGUGCUCGACAACGCCUGCGGAACCGCCGUCGUCGCCGAGGAAAUCAUUGCCCAGUGCAAGCGGACCGGCGCCCCGCUGCCCCAGAUCCACGCCGUCGACCCGGCCAAGAAGAUGCUGGCCAUUGCCCAGGACAAGAUUGCCGCCCUGGGCGCCCAGGCCGGCUGCAAGCUGGCCGUCAUGCCGGCCGAGAAGCUCGACUUCCCCGACGCCACCUUCACCCACAGCAUCACCAACCUGGGCAUCCUCUUCUUCGCCGACGCCCCCGCCGCCGCCAAGGAGAUCUACCGCACCCUCAAGCCCGGCGGCGUGGCCGUCGUCACCUCGUGGUCCGACAUGGGCUACGUCAAGGGCGUCAUCCAGCCCGCGCAAAAGGCCGCCCGCCCCGAUGACAAGCCCUUCAACCUGCCCAUCCCGCCCGAGUGGUUCAGCGCCGACCACGUCAAGGCCGUCCUGGAGGACGGCGGCUUUGCCCAGGUCCAGCUUGUGCGCAAGCCCGCGCACUUUGGGGCGCCUGCUCUUCCCGAGCUCAGGGACAUGCUGCUCGAGGCCUUCAUUCACUUGUGGAGCAGGACCUGGUCCGAGGACGAGCAGGUCAAGUUCAAGGAAGCCGUCCUGGAGCACCUGGCCAAGGUGACGGUCCCCUACACCACCCCGAGCGGAGAGCCCGGCGUUGGCGUGCCCAUGGAGGCCAUCAUUGCCGUCUGUCGAAAGUAG
Ustilaginoidea virens is the source of this 867-nucleotide messenger RNA. RefSeq lists its product as uncharacterized. Gene Ontology annotation, molecular function: S-adenosylmethionine-dependent methyltransferase activity. The transcript has a single exon. The coding region runs from base 1 to 867 and encodes 288 amino acids. NCBI's taxonomy places the organism in Eukaryota, Fungi, Ascomycota, Sordariomycetes, Hypocreales, Clavicipitaceae. The record is from RefSeq and is a predicted model, not a curated record.